ACAUUGCUAAGUGAAGAGUUAGUUAAUUUUUUUUUAAUGAGUAAUUUAAGGGUUAGUUUAUCUUGUUGUUUAUUUUUAAAUGGCGGGAGGGCAGAUCAUAGCCAUCAAAAUCUUCUUUCAUCCGAAGUCUCUUUCUCUCUCUUUUAAUAGACUUCCAUACCCAACCACCUCUCUCCUUCCUUAACAACGUUUCUCAUUUUUGUUUCUCUUCUUCACUCUACUCAACCUCCACUCUCACCUCCCAUCUUCCAUUUUUUCCGUUCUUUGGUUGCUGCUUCUCUUUUCCGGUCGCCGCCUCAGAGGGAAAACGACGGUGGUGGUGAUGAUGAUGGAGAAGAAUCUGUUGUUUCUCCUCUUGAUUUUUCACUUUCAGGUUGCGUUUAGGGUUUUAGCCCUCUCACCUGACGGUCUCUCUCUUCUCUCUCUCAAGUCGGCGGUCGACCAGUCGCCGGAUUCCUCUGUCUUCUCCGAUUGGAACGAGAAUGACUCCACGCCUUGCCGAUGGUCUGGCAUUUCUUGCAUGAAUGUUUCCGGUGACUCGCGAGUCGUUGGAAUUGCUCUCUCUGGUAAGAAUCUCCAUGGCUACAUUCCUUCUGAACUCGGCUCGCUUGUCUAUCUCCGGCGAUUGAACCUCCAUAACAACAAUCUCUACGGCUCGAUACCUGAGCAGUUGUUUAAUGCUACCUCAUUGCAUAGCCUAUUUCUCUACAGUAAUAAUCUCUCCGGUCCAUUCCCUCCUUCGAUCUGUAACAUUCCGAGGCUUCAAAACCUCGAUCUCUCUAACAAUUCUCUCGCCGGACCAGUCCCCGACGAAUUGAAGAAUUGUAAGCAAUUGCAGCGAUUAAUACUCGCUAGAAAUCAAUUCGACGGAGAAAUACCGUCUGGUGUUUGGUCAGGGAUGGAUAAUUUAAUUCAACUCGAUCUCUCAUCCAACGAUUUCAGCGGAUCGAUUCCGGAGGAUCUAGGGCAACUGAAGACACUUUCCGGUACGCUCAACCUCUCCUUCAAUCAUUUAUCAGGUAAAAUCCCGAAAACUCUCGGAGAUUUGCCGGUGACGGUGAGUUUCGACCUCCGGAGCAACAAUUUAAGUGGAAGCAUACCUCAGACAGGUUCUUUUGCGAAUCAGGGACCGACUGCAUUUCUCAAUAAUCCCGAGUUGUGUGGAUUUCCUCUUCAGAAAUCUUGUGAGAAUUCAGAACGUGGCUCACCGGGAAAUCCGGAUUCUAAGCCAUCUUACAUUGCUCCUAGAAAAGGAUUGAGCGCCGGAUUAAUCAUUCUCAUCUCCGCCGCCGACGCCGCCGGAGUAGCGUUCAUCGGCCUGGUAAUAGUAUACAUAUAUUGGCGACGGAAGGACAAUUCGAACGGCUGUAGCUGUACGGCGAAAAGAAAAUUCGGCGGGAAUCAGAAAAACAGUCUCUGCAAUUUUCCUUGUAUGAAUGGAAAUGAUAAGAACGAGGAGUCGGAAAUGGAGGAACCAGAGAACAGUGACAGAAGCAGAGAGGAAGGAGGGCUUGUGGCCGUAGACAAAGGCUUUACGUUCGAGCUCGACGAGCUGCUGAGAGCGUCGGCAUAUGUGCUGGGAAAGAGUGGACUGGGAAUUGUGUACAAAGUUGUCCUCGGAAAUGGGAUUCCGGUGGCUGUACGGCGGUUGGGGGAAGGCGGAGAACAGAGGUAUAAGGAGUUCGCGGCGGAGGUACAGGCUAUUGGAAGGGUAAAGCAUCCGAAUAUUGUGAAAUUGAGAGCUUAUUAUUGGGCGCCGGAUGAGAAGCUUCUGAUCAGUGAUUUUAUCUCCAAUGGGAACUUGGCCUCUGCUCUUCGCGGGAAGAACGGGCAGCCAUCUUCAAUCCUUUCAUGGUCAACAAGAUUACGAAUAGCCAAGGGAACCGCAAGAGGAUUGGCCUAUCUCCACGAGUGCAGCCCAAGAAAAUUCGUCCAUGGCGACAUCAAGCCCUCCAACAUUCUCCUCGACAACGAUUUCCAGCCCCACAUCUCCGACUUCGGCCUCAACCGCUUAAUCAGCAUCACCGGCAACAACCCCUCCUCCUCCGGCGGCCUCAUCGGCGGCGCCUUCUCCUACCUCAAGUCCGUCCAAACCGACCGCAACAACAACUACUGCGCCCCAGAGGCCCGAGCCCCCGGCGGCCGCCCCACCCAAAAAUGGGAUGUCUAUUCCUUCGGCGUCAUGGUCCUCGAAUUACUCACCGGAAAGUCGCCGGAGCUUUCUCCGAACACGUCGACUUCUUUGGAGAUUCCAGAUUUGGUGAGAUGGGUUAGAAAAGGAUUUGAAGAAGCAAAGCCAUUGUCGGAGUUGGUUGAUCCUGCUCUGUUACAAGAAGUACAUGCUAAGAAAGAGGUGCUCGCCGUAUUCCACGUGGCGCUAUCUUGUACAGAGAGCGACCCGGAAAUUCGGCCCAGAAUGAAGACAGUGUCGGAGAGUUUCGAUAGGAUUGGAUCAUCGUGAGAAAUGAUUGUCAUUUGUGGAACGUGGCGGCCAUUGUUGUACCAUUCAAGCUGCUGCUGCUGUAAUUUUGACUAUGAAUUUGCAGGAGCCAAUUAUUCUUUAAGGCCAACUUUAGGGGAGAGUUUGCGGAAGAAGACAAGAAAGAUUAGGUUGGGCCCAAAUUUGUCCAUGGAGAUGGGGUUUUUUUUUUUUUUUUUUCCCAUUUGAUUUUGUAAUUGUUGUUCUUCUUCUUUCUUUAUGGUAUAAUUUGUUUUUGCUUUACAUUUUGCAGUGACGAAUGAGGAAAGAAAAUGUUCUGCAAUUUGAAAAUUUUCAGUCAUAUUCCUUUAUAAGAUAUGGAAAUAAUAAUGACGACACACUUCUUCUUGUCUUUUUGC
Molecule: messenger RNA, 2838 nt
Organism: Benincasa hispida (wax gourd)
Lineage: Eukaryota; Viridiplantae; Streptophyta; Magnoliopsida; Cucurbitales; Cucurbitaceae
Product: Leucine-rich repeat protein kinase family protein
Biological process (GO): protein phosphorylation
Molecular function (GO): protein binding; protein kinase activity; ATP binding
Source: RefSeq, a predicted model, not a curated record